Amphimedon queenslandica is the source of this 975-nucleotide messenger RNA. Its product is annotated as kelch domain-containing protein 2-like. The transcript is spliced from 4 exons. The record is from RefSeq and is a predicted model, not a curated record. Gene Ontology annotation, molecular function: protein binding. The coding region runs from base 1 to 975 and encodes 324 amino acids. NCBI's taxonomy places the organism in Eukaryota, Metazoa, Porifera, Demospongiae, Haplosclerida, Niphatidae.
AUGUCAGAUUAUCAACCGGUAAUAAGAUAUGGCCAUUCUACUGUUAGAGUAGGAGACUACUUAUACAUGUGGGGUGGGAGCCAGCCUGAUGACUUAGAUCUUGAUUUACAACUAAACCCAGCCCAGCCUUCUUCCCAGCCACAAUCUUUCGACAAUAAAUUUGUUUUGGUCUAUCACUUGCCAACUAGUCUGGCGCCGCGAGACUACUUGCCAACUGGCAAAUGGGAGCAAAAAGCUACUACUGGUAAGCUCCCACCUGGGAGUACGGGAUAUGCAUCUGCAGUUAUUGGAAAAGAGAUCUUCUAUUUUGGAGGCUGUUGCAAUCACAUCGACUGCUUUCCUCGCUGUUUCCACAAUAGUUUGUAUGGCCUUAAUGUUGACACCCUAAAGUGGAGGGAAGUUUCUCCCAAUACUUCUCAAUCUGGCCCCAUGAUGAAGGAAUCUGCUGGUAUGAUAGCUGUACAAGUUGAUGAAGAAGAUUACCUUGUAGUGUUUGGGGGUCACGGACCAUCUUCUGAAAAUACUCCAGCACAGCCAAAUGCUCAGUACAGCACAGAAGGAUUCAACAUUGAAAAUAUGCAAUGUACUAAUGAAUUACAUUACUACAGGAUAUUGACAGGGGAAUGGAUUUCUCCAGAUAUUACUGGAGACAGACCACCUCCUAUUACUGGCUUCACUCUGACGUCAGUAAAUGAUAGCAGUGCCAUAUUAUUUGGAGGCUUUUCUCCCACUGCUGACUAUAAAGUCAGUGACAAACUGUACGUCAUGGUUUUUAAUAAAGAACAACUGUCUUUGGAGAUAUCAGAAGUUCCUAAUUCUUUGCAAAAUUGGCCAUGUGCAAGAUCUGCUCAUUCAAGCGCACUUAUUAACGUUGAUUCAAUUGGACCACACCUUUUAGUAGUAGGUGGAUUUGAAAUUUCUGAUUGCUGGCUACUUGAUGUGACUAAUAAAAUUUGGGAUGAGGUAACUAACUAA